GCCCGGACUCCUCCGCAACCUGCCCUUGCUCGGUGGCCGCGGCUGAGAUGGAGACGUGAGGCUGCGGUGGACGAUGACGGCCGCGCUGGCGAAUGGAGGCGGCCUGGGGAACCCCGACGGCGGCGGCGGCGCCCGGCGCGAUAGCGGGGAGGGCGGCUGCCAAGCCGAGGGCAGCCAGGGGGCCGAGGAGGGACAGCCCCGCCAGCUGACGCCCUUCGAGAAGCUGACGCAGGACAUGUCCCAGGAUGAGAAGGUGCUGCGGGAGAUCACGCUCGGCAAGCGGAUCGGCUUCUACCGCAUUCGCGGCGAACUUGGCAGCGGCAACUUCUCCCAGGUCAAGCUCGGCAUCCACUCCUUAACCAAAGAAAAGGUGGCCAUUAAGAUCCUGGACAAGACCAAGUUAGACCAGAAAACCCAAAGGCUACUCUCCCGGGAAAUCUCCAGCAUGGAGAAACUGCACCACCCCAACAUCAUCCGCCUUUACGAAGUCGUGGAGACUCUGUCCAAGCUCCAUUUGGUGAUGGAGUAUGCAGGGGGUGGGGAGCUCUUUGGGAAAAUCAGCACGGAAGGGAAGCUCUCUGAACCAGAAAGCAAGCUCAUCUUCUCCCAGAUCGUGUCGGCUGUGAAGCACAUGCAUGAAAACCAAAUUAUUCACAGAGAUCUGAAAGCAGAGAAUGUAUUCUAUACCAGUAAUACGUGUGUGAAGGUGGGUGACUUUGGAUUCAGCACAGUAAGUAAAAAAGGUGAAAUGCUCAACACUUUCUGUGGAUCUCCUCCCUACGCUGCACCUGAACUUUUCCGAGAUGAACACUACGUUGGCGUUUAUGUGGAUAUCUGGGCCCUGGGGGUGCUCUUGUACUUCAUGGUGACUGGCACAAUGCCAUUUCGAGCAGAGACUGUGACCAAACUGAAGAAGAGCAUCCUUGAGGGCACAUACAGUGUGCCUCCACAUGUGUCCGAGCCCUGCCAUCGACUCAUCCGAGGAGUCCUUCAGCCGAUACCUACAGAGAGGUUUGGGAUCAACUACAUCAUGAACAAUGAGUGGAUGCAAGGGGUGCUGUACCCCACCCCUCUGGAACCUUUCCGACUGGAUCCCAAGCAUUUGUCAGAAACGAGUACCCUCAAAGAAGAAGAAAAUGAGGUCAAAAGCACUUUAGAACAUUUGGGUAUUACGGAAGAACACAUUCGAAAUAAUCAAGGGAAAGAUGCUCGAAGCUCAAUCACAGGGGUCUAUAGAAUCAUUUUACAUAGAGUCCAAAGGAAAAAGGCUUCGGAAAGUGGCCCAGUAAUGAUGCUACCAGACCCCAAAGAAAGAGACCUAAAGAAAGGGUCCCGUGUCUACAGAGGCAUAAGACACACAUCCAAAUUUUGUUCAAUUUUAUAAAUUGCAUCAGAUUGCUGGUAAUAAACCAAGACCACUGUUACUGCUUUAUAAUUUUUUCAUGGACAACCUGGGUGGGAACAUUUUUGUAAUUUUUAAAUAAAUUUAAAUUUGAGAUAUGCAUUU
Messenger RNA from Lepus europaeus (European hare), 1507 nucleotides. RefSeq names its product NIM1 serine/threonine protein kinase (gene NIM1K). The record is from RefSeq and is a predicted model, not a curated record. The coding region runs from base 74 to 1384 and encodes 436 amino acids. The transcript is spliced from 3 exons. Lineage: Eukaryota; Metazoa; Chordata; Mammalia; Lagomorpha; Leporidae. Gene Ontology annotation, molecular function: ATP binding; tau-protein kinase activity; protein serine/threonine kinase activity. Gene Ontology annotation, cellular component: cytoplasm. Gene Ontology annotation, biological process: protein phosphorylation; microtubule cytoskeleton organization; intracellular signal transduction.